Molecule: messenger RNA, 4747 nt
Organism: Salvelinus fontinalis (brook trout)
Lineage: Eukaryota; Metazoa; Chordata; Actinopteri; Salmoniformes; Salmonidae
Product: voltage-dependent calcium channel subunit alpha-2/delta-4-like
Exons: 10
Coding region: 414-1136 (240 amino acids)
Cellular component (GO): voltage-gated calcium channel complex
Molecular function (GO): voltage-gated calcium channel activity
Source: RefSeq, a predicted model, not a curated record
GCGGGUAAAAAGUGUUGGUUGCUGCGUGCAAGUAUUUAUACUACUUCUAUACUGUAUUGCACCGUUAUCAACAUGGUAUUUUUUUUAAACCCAUUCAUUUCCCUGUAAUCUGCUGAGAUUGUAACAGUUUUCAGGCUUUGAAGGCGGGUUUUUACUGGAAUUACUAGAAAUGUGAAAUUGAUCUGGCAAGCCUGUCUCUGCCUGAGCAUGAUCACAACAAAAGUAGCUGUGCAGCAAGUUUUUAAGGAAGAGGAGGAUGGUUGCAGAUGUUCUCAUUCAUGCAAGAAGAAACUUGUCUUCCUUUACAAAGGCACUGCAGAGGCUAAGAAGAUGCAUGGAAACUCUAAAAGAAACAUAAUUCAACAUGUAGGCCAGAUUUGAAAAGGAAAUAAUAAAUCCCGAAGCUCAGUGUAAUGGCUCUCGUCGGUGGAAGGAGAGGAGGACCAAAGCGCAGCGUGCAUUUUAAGGUGCUAGUGGAUGAGCUUCACGUGAAGGGAGAGGGAAAAGUUGCGAAGGCCAUGAAAGAAUCCUUCAAAAUCCUGAACGAGGCUGCGACCAAGGGCCAGGGCAGCCUGUGUAACCAGGCUUUCAUGCUGAUCACAGAUGGAGCCAUGGAGGACUUCAAAGACGUGUUUGAAGAGUUCAACUGGCCUGAUCGCAGGGUGCGCCUCUUCACUUACCUUAUUGGCAGAGUGAUGACCUUUGCGGACAACACCAAGUGGAUCGCCUGCAACAACAAGGGUUACUACACACACAUCUCCACUCUGGCUGAUGUGCAGGAGAAUGUCAUGGAGUACCUUCACGUCCUGAGCCGACCAAUGGUCAUCAAUCACAAUCAUGACAUAAUCUGGACCGAGGCUUACAUGGACACUGUGCUACCCAAUACGAAGGAGCUCUUCGCCACAAAGGCUCAAAGUUUACUUCUCAUGACCACGGUGGCAAUGCCCGUCUUCAGCAAGAAGAAAGAGACGGUCAGUGGACUAAAAGCCUAUGUUAGAUUUAAAUGUAUAUUUAACAUAGGAAUGGUGGUAAUCAAAGUAAUAACAGUUAGAAGUUGUAAUUGUAGUAGUCCCUUUGAGGCACCAGACUAUUCUUCCCCAAUAGCCUGUUACAACUGUAGUAAUCUAGAGCUAUAAAAGGUAUGUGAGGUACAGUACCAGUCAAAUGUUUGGACACACCUACUCAUUCAGGGUUUUUCUUUAUUUUUACUAUUUUCUACAUUGUAGAAUAAUAGUGAAGACAUCAAAACUAUGAAAUAACACAUAUGGAAUCAUGUAGUAACCAAAAAAGUGUUAAACAAAUCAAAAUAUAAUUUAUAUUUCAGAUUCUUCAAAGUAGCCACAGAUUUCCAUCGGUCUAAUGUCCAUUUCUAGUGUUUCUUGGCCCAAGCAAGUCUCUUCUUCUUAUUGGUGUCCUUUAGUAUUGCUUUCUUUGCAGAAAUUCGACCAUGAAGGCCUGAUUCAGGUAGUCUCCUCUGAACAGUUGAUGUUGAGAUGUGUCUGUUACUUGAACUCUGUGAAGCAUUUAUUUGGGCUACAAUAUGUGGUGGAGUUAACUCUAAUGAACUUAACCUCUGCAGUAGAGGUAACUCUGGGUCUUCCUUUCCUGUGGUGGUCCUCAUGAGAGCCAGUUUCAUCAUAGCGCUUGAUGGUUUUUGCGACUGCACUUGAAGAAACUUUCAAAGUUCUUGAAAUGUUCCGCAUUGACUGACCUUCAUGUCUUAAAGUAAUGAUGGACUGUCGUUUCUCUUUGCUUAUUUGAGCUGUUCUUGCCAUAGUAUGGACUUGGUAUUUUGCACCGUUAUCAACAUGGUAUUUUUUUUUUACCCAUUCAUUUCCCUGUAAUCUGCUGAGAUUGUAACAGUUUUCAGGCUUUGAAGGCGGGUUUUUACUGGAAUUACUAGAAAUGUGAAAUUGAUCUGGCAAGCCUGUCUCUGCCUGAGCAUGAUCACAACAAAAGUAGGUGUGCAGCAAGUUUUUUAAGGAAGAGGAGGAUGGUUGCAGACGUUCUCAUUCAUGCAAGAAGGUAAGCUAUUAACUAAACUGUUAACCAAUAUUUUAACUAAAAUUGUAUGUGGUGUAUUGGCAAGCAAUGCAUGUUCCCAUUGUCUUUAUUUGUAAUUUCUGUUAGCUCAUGUAUAUCUUUCGGCUGAAUCCAACAUGCAUUGACAAUGUCUGAAAGCCAUAUUGUGUCAGAUAUACUGCGUCAUGAGAUUGAAAUUGGUGGGCUCAUCCAAACAAUUCAUUAAUGUGCAAUUGUUACUUUAUACUUAUUUACUGCUUGCUAAUGAUUAGCGUGCUAGCCAAUGAUUAGCGUGCUAGCUAGCGGUUAGCGUGCUAGUUUAGCAUAAUUGGUAAAAAUGUCUUGUGGUUAACCCAAUGUUACAUGCAUUGGAAAAUAAUAUUGCUAGUGUAACUUGAAUUGGUUUACAAGCUAGCUAGAAAAGCCAGUUCCUUUUCAUCUGUUUUGUCAAGUCAUAAGCAUGCAAACGUGCUGAAAUAUUUAAAUAAAUCCCCUCAUUUAAGUUUUGGCGGGUUUUUUAUCGCCAUUACGCAAAGAGAAAUAAGUUGCUAGUUAUUUUGGCUUUGCAUUUUAAACAGUGAAACACCACAACAGGAAUAAAGAUUGUGGAAAGUGUCAAAUUUGGUAGGACUGUGCCAAUUCACAUGCCUUGCUUUAGCCAUAUCACUCUUACUGUUUCUUGUUUAGUUCAUCCAUAAAAGCAGAUCAGCCUUAGUUGCAUCCAGGAACUUGCAUAAUGUGCUUAUGUUAUGCUUAUACUUGCUUUUUUACUUUGAAAGUCGUCUUAAAAAAGGAAAUUGUAAUAGAUGUUUGUAGGACCUCUGUCAGUCAAUGAUAACAGUCAUUGGGGUCCACCAGCCCAUCCCCUUUGUUGUGUGCUGAGCAAUCUUGUCAUUCUUUUAAGUCUCAACCAUUCUUUUAGAAACUUGUCUUCCUUUACAAAGGCACUGCAGAGGCUAAGAAGAUGCAUGGAAACUCUAAAAGAAACAUAAUUCAACAUGUAGGCCAGAUUUGAAAAGGAAAUAAUAAAUCCCGAAGCUCAGUGUAAUGGCUCUCGUCGGUGGAAGGAGAGGAGGACCAAAGCGCAGCGUGAUGUCAGACACCGAGGCUGCCUGCACCGCCGUUGAUCAGAACAGACAGCGUAUACUUGACCAAAGCUAUGCUUGGAUACAGGACUGAUGACUCAAUAACCAGUAUUGACAAUAGUGAAGAUGGUUAUGUCCCAGGGCCAUCAGGAUCAUCAGAGGAAGGCAAUUUCUAUGAAGAAAAUCUGACCGGUGUGCCUAUACCUUACAUACACAUGGACCUAUUCUUAAUUACAAUGUCCUUCUCGACAUGUUUUCCACUGAUGUUUUCCAGGAGAGAUGUCAGCGAUUCGGGCCAAACAGCCAAUGACCAAGGGAAAGCUGGGACAAAAGAGAGGCUCACACGGUGCCAAAGGAACAAAAAGGUAUUGGUCGACAAUAGAGGUGGAUGCAGUUGAAGAUUCCUUGAUGAAUUUCAACCGAAUGGGAUAAACGCCUGGAAAACAAGACUGUAAGAAAGGCAUUGCUGCUUCUCCCCAAGCACUAGUAAACAGGGACUGGAGAGCAGUAAAGUUCUAUGUACAUAACAGAAUAGUUGCAGAUCAGAGAAAAUAAGUGUAUGAGAUGCUUCUGGUUAUCUUGGUGUACUUCUGAGGAUUUAAUGGGACUCACUUGACUUAAGCUCAUAGGCAGAUGACAAAUGUCCUCUAUCUCACUAUUCGGGGGAGUUUUUCCGGGUGGGUGGUUCACUUUUGUAGUGACUAAGGUCUCAAGAAUACAAAGCCUGCUGACUUUGAAUGUUACAGAAAAAAAAAAAAAAAUUCUAAACUAUUAAUCUGUUACUUGGAUAUAUUGAAUCCAUUACUGAAAUGGUUGUUCCAGUUUAAAUACUUUACAGAAGAACUACACUACAGCCGUUGAAUUGCCAUCCGUGUUGCACCAUUGUGGCAUGCUACAUGAAUAUUUUCAGCCAAAAAAUAGAAUGAAUGCGUCAAAUAUCGAGAAUUUAAACUUGUUAAUUAUUUUACGGUUCCAUUAGGUACAACGUAGGCAGUUGGAUAGCUUUUAUAGAUUUCAUAGGAGGCAUUCUCUCAAUGGCUGAUGGCAAUGCAUUGCAAUGCAUUGUGUGGCUGCUGCCAAGAUACAUACUCAAUCUCUAGCCACUAAUAGUUAAUAAUACGAUGUAAUAAAUGUAUCACUAGUCACUUAAACAAUGCCACUUUAUAUAAUGUUUACAUACCCUACAUUACUCAUCUCAUAUGUAUAUACUCUACUCUAUACCAUCUACUGCAUCUUGCCUAUGCCGUUCGGCCAUUGCUCAUCCUUAUAUUUAUAUGUACAUAUUCUUAAUUAUUCCUUUGCUCACAAGAAACCAACAACACACACCACAGAUCAUUUUCAACUGCAUUAAAACUUUAUAGAAACAGAAUUCUUUGGAACAUGCUGAGGAUAAAUUAACAUUUGCCUAACUAGAAUAACAAGUGGAUUAAUAUUAAUCUCUAGUUGAUACUGAGGGACAUAUUCUAUCAUCACUCUAGCGUACUAGAUACUCUGGGUACUCCCAAGGGGUUGAAGCAGUCCAUCUUCAGGAAGAGAACACUCUUCGAGAAGCUACACACCCCAGGGAUGGAAGUACUUUGACAGCUUGUGGCUCCUGUUGGAUCUCAUAGGAAAAGUCUGUUCCAACAGUACUUCUGAAA